Messenger RNA from Lactuca virosa, 1978 nucleotides. Lineage: Eukaryota; Viridiplantae; Streptophyta; Magnoliopsida; Asterales; Asteraceae. The record is from the annotation of a GenBank genome assembly.
UUUCAAAUCUUUAUUUUGAGUACUUCACAUAUACACAUUGCUAGGUGGUGGGUGCUUUUGAACGCAAGAGUAUAUCUGAAUCUGAUACAGCUUGCACUCUGUCUCUCUUUCUCUAUCGUCUUCCAUCUCCAUUUCCAUUUUUUUAUGCGAUCUGAAUCUCUUUUUGUUCCUACAAAAUUAAUUUUAUAAAAAGUUGCAAUCUUUUUUGAAAAUUCUCAACUUGGCCUUUUCAAUUCCCACUUAAAACCUCCAUUUUGGUGGAGUUUUGAGGGAAUUUUCUGUUGUAUGCAAGUCAAAGACCCUUUUUCUCUUCCUUUUCGAGUUUGUUUUUAGGGUUUGUAUUAAAACGAUGACAUCUAGUAAUCAAGAAGCUGUAAAAAAAUUGGAGUCUUUACAUGUUAUGAAAUCAAAAGGGAACAAGAAAAAGUGGAAAAACGAUGAAGGUUCCGUUGGGUGUUGGAAUAAAUGGGGGGUCUCGGCAGCUGUGUUUCUUCAAGAUCUAAAGUCGAUAGCUCCACAAGUGGCAUCAGUUCUCAAUUCGAAAGUAAAUCAGGUAACGAUACAAGCAAAGAUCAAACGGUGGUGACUCCGAUAGUAUCUCCGACCACCAGUGGCGGAAACAAUUUGUCGAGUCCAAAACCAGAAGAUGCAAUCAAAGUUGCUUCUCAACUUCGAAAAUUUGCUUUCAAUGAUCUUAAAAUGGCGACAAGAAAUUUCAGACCCGAAAGUCUUCUCGGUGAAGGUGGUUUUGGGUGUGUGUUUAAAGGUUGGAUUGAAGAGAACGGCACCGCUCCGGUGAAGCCCGGCACCGGACUUACAGUCGCCGUGAAAACGCUGAAUCAGGACGGACUUCAGGGUCAUAAAGAGUGGCUGGCAGAAGUGGAUUUCCUAGGUGAUCUUGUGAAUCCGAAUUUGGUUAAAUUGAUCGGUUAUUGCAACGAAGAUGAUCAACGGUUGUUAGUUUAUGAGUUCUUGCCUCGUGGGAGCUUGGAGAAUCACUUGUUCAGAAGAUCAUUGCCUCUUCCAUGGUCUAUUAGGAUGAAAAUUGCUCUUGGUGCUGCAAAGGGGCUUGCUUUCCUUCACGAAGAAGCCAAAAGACCCGUGAUUUAUCGUGAUUUUAAAACCUCCAACAUUUUGUUAGAUGCGGAAUAUAACGCCAAACUUUCCGAUUUUGGCCUUGCUAAAGAUGGCCCGGAGGGUGAUAAAACUCACAUAUCGACACGUGUUAUGGGAACUUACGGUUACGCCGCCCCGGAAUACGUCAUGACAGGACAUCUGAGUAUAAGAAGUGAUGUAUAUAGCUUCGGUGUUGUUUUACUCGAAAUGUUGACCGGGCGAAGGUCAAUGGACAAAAACCGUCCAAACGGGGAACACAAUCUCGUUGAGUGGGCCCGCCCACAUUUAUUAGAGAGAAGACGGUUUUACCGGUUAAUCGACCCGCGAUUAGAAGGCCAUUUCUCAAUAAAAGGGGCCCAAAAGGCUGCACAACUUGCGUCCCGUUGUCUUAGCCGUGACCCAAAAGCCCGGCCCUUAAUGAGUGAAGUGGUUGAAUGUCUUGAACCAUUACCGGCCCUUAAAGACAUGGCGGGCUCUUCUUAUUACCUUCAAACGGUUCAAUCCGAACGGGUCGGGUCGGGUUCGGAUGGGUCUCGGGCACGGGGCGGGUCGUUUUCAAGAAACGGGCAGCAACAGCCACGGACCUUGUCGAUACCUCGGGCAUCGCCUCAUCACCAUCAGUUUAUUAAGGACUCACCGAAGCCGAAUGAGAAGCAAUAACAAAGGGCACAAUUGGUGUUAAAUUUAUUGUGAAAAAAAUCCCAAUUUGGGAGAAUGUAAUUUAUGAUGACAUUUUUAUUAACAUUGUAUCAUAUUUUGUUGUUUAUUUAGUAUGAUGAAUUGAUCGUAUUGGCAUGUUGUUUAAUGUAUUGUAUAAUACUAGAGAUAUAUAGAAAAUAUCGACAACUUUUUAACUCUGGGC